AUGCACGCAGAUCUGAAUCGGGAGUCACCUGAAUUGCCAGCACCAACUAUGCAGGAGUCAGCGGUGAUUGGCCGCAGCUCCUCCGCUUCCUCUUCUUCUUCAUCGACUUCUGUUGAAGUUCAAGCCCCUAGUUCCAAGUCCGAAAUUGGAACGGCAACCAGCGGCAGCAGCAGCGUAAAUGGUGUCCAAGUCAAGGCCAGCGGGGAGGCUGCUGGUAGCAGUAGUAGCGGCGGCGGCGGGUCAGUGAACAACGGAGGCGCUGCCACACAGUCUACAUCAAGUGUCAAAGGCUCGGAACCAACUUCAAAUCAUCUUAGGUUGGAAAGAUCUAAGACUGAAAGGCAAAGACAUCACAACAUACUUGCUGAAGAUGCAGCACAAAUUUUUGAUAACAAGAUCCCUGUCCAGCAAAAGCUUCAAUUGUUGAACAGAAUUGCUACUGUCAAGGAUAAUGGAACUGUAGAAUUUGAAGUUCCAGGAGAUGUUGAGCCCCAAACUCUUGGUCUCAGAGGUGACGAUAUUUGCUCUGCAGCCACAGGGGAUGAGCCUCUCGAUGGAGCAGAACUUCAGUAUAUACCACCUUUGCAAAUAGUGAUGCUAAUUGUUGGUACACGUGGGGAUGUGCAACCAUUUAUUGCAAUUGGUAAACGGUUGCAGGAUUAUGGUCAUCGCGUCAGACUAGCAACUCAUUCAAAUUUUAAGGAGUUUGUCUUAACAGCAGGGUUGGAGUUUUACCCUUUAGGAGGAGAUCCCAAGAUUCUUGCUGGUUACAUGGUGAAAAAUAAAGGCUUCUUACCAUCUGGGCCAUCUGAGAUACCGGUGCAGCGAAAUCAAUUGAAAGAUAUAAUAUGGUCAUUGCUUCCUGCUUGUAAAGAACCUGAUAUAGAUUCUGGCAUCCCAUUUAAGGCAGAUGCGAUGAUUGCCAAUCCUCCAGCCUAUGGGCAUACUCAUGUAGCAGAGGCACUGAAAAUCCCAAUCCACAUAUUUUUCACUAUGCCUUGGACGCCAACAAGUGAGUUUCCGCAUCCUUUGUCACGGGUCAAGCAACCAGCUGGGUAUCGACUGUCUUAUCAAAUUGUCGACUCACUGAUUUGGCUGGGAAUACGGGAUAUGAUAAAUGACGUAAGGAAAAAGAAGCUCAAGCUACGGCCUGUUACCUAUCUUAGUGGUUCACAGGGUUCUGAGUUUGAUGUGCCACAUGCAUACAUUUGGAGUCCUCACCUUGUCCCUAAGCCUAAAGACUGGGGCCCAAGAGUAGAUGUGGUUGGAUUUUGCUUCCUUGAUCUUGCGUCAAAUUUUGAACCUCCUGAAGAACUCGUCAAAUGGCUGAAGGCUGGUCCAAAACCUAUCUAUAUUGGAUUUGGUAGCCUUCCAGUUCAGGAACCUGAGAAGAUGACGCAAAUUAUUGUAGAGGCAUUGGAACAAACUGGGCAGAGGGGCAUCAUUAACAAAGGCUGGGGGGGCCUAGGCAAUUUGGCAGAACCAAAGGACUCCAUAUAUCUCCUGGAUAACAUCCCUCAUGACUGGCUAUUCCUGCAAUGCAAAGCAGUGGUUCAUCAUGGAGGUGCAGGGACAACAGCUGCUGGCCUGAAAGCUGCAUGCCCAACUACAAUUGUGCCCUUCUUUGGCGACCAACCCUUCUGGGGCGAGAGAGUACAUGCUAGAGGAGUGGGCCCACCCCCUAUUCAAGUUGAGGAGUUCUCACUUCCUAAAUUGGUUGACGCAGUAAAGUUCAUGCUAGAUCCUCAGGUUAAGGAGAGGGCAGUGGAGCUGGCCAAGGCCAUGGAGAAUGAAGAUGGAGUGGAUGGAGCAGUGAGAGCGUUCUUGAAGCAUCUUCCCCGGAAAAAGAAGGGCGAGCCUGACCGAGUUGCAGAGCCAUCUAGCGUAUUCUCCUUCGGUAGAUGCUUCGGUUGUUCGUGA
Messenger RNA from Linum trigynum, 1920 nucleotides. The record is from the annotation of a GenBank genome assembly. Lineage: Eukaryota; Viridiplantae; Streptophyta; Magnoliopsida; Malpighiales; Linaceae.